GUGUCCAGUACCCUGCUCAGGGCAACCUGGGGGAAGGGACUUGGUCUCCACAGUGCUCCCAUCUGCGAACCUGGGCCCCUUGGCUCCCGCGCUCCAGACCUGGACGAGGGAGUCCUGGGAGGAGAGAGGGGCCCUCCCGUUACGCCCGCCCCGCCCCGCCCGGCGCGCACCGACUGGUCUCUCUAGGCGGCGGCGGGAGCGCUCCAGCAGCGCAGAUCCGAGCGGAGUCAGCCGCUCAGCGCCCUCGCACACCCGGCCCUCCCGCCCCGCGGCCCCUCCCGCCACGGCCGCCGCCACCCCCAUUGCAGUCCGUGCACUCCUCGCGCGCCCGGGGCAUGCUCCUGGUUCCUGCGCCCGGCCUCGGCGGCGGAGAGCUGCACUACCCGCCCGCGGAGACAUGAGGCACCGCCCGGGGGCCUCCCUGGCCCUGGGGCUGCUGUUCCUCUGCCUGGCCCAGGCCAACUUCGCCCCCCACUUCUUCGACAACGGGGUCGGCAGCACUAACGGAAACAUGGCCCUGUUCAGCCUCCCAGAGGACACCCCUGUAGGUUCCCAUGUGUACACCCUGAAUGGGACAGACCCUGAGGGAGACCCUGUCUCCUACCACAUCAGCUUUGACCCCAGCACUAGAAGUAUCUUUUCUGUGGACCCCAAUUUUGGAAACAUCACCCUGGUUGAAGAGCUAGACAGAGAGAAGGAGGAUGAAAUUGAAGCCAUCAUCAGCAUUUCCGACGGCCUGAAUCUGGUGGCAGAAAAGGUCAUGAUCCUGGUGACUGAUGCCAAUGAUGAGGCGCCCAGGUUCAUCCAGGAGCCCUAUGUUGUUCAGGUUCCUGAGGACACACCUGCUGGGAGCAGCAUCAUUAAGGUCCAUGCAGUGGACAAGGACACAGGUUCUGGAGGAAGUGUCACCUACUUCCUGCAGAGCAUGCACUCCGCCAAGUUUGCCGUGGACCACCACAGCGGCGUGCUGCGCCUCCGGGCUGGGAGCGCUCUGGACUACGAGAAGGCCCGGGCCCACUUCCUCAUAGUGGUUGCCAAGGACGGUGGAGGGAGGCUGCGAGGGGCUGACGUGGUGUUCUCAGCCACCACCACGGUCACAGUCAACGUGGGGGAUGUGCAGGACAUGGCCCCUCUCUUUGUGGGCACACCCUACUAUGGCUACGUGUAUGAGGACACCUUCCCGGGCUCAGAGGUACUGACUGUGGUCGCCAUGGAUGGAGAUAGGGGAAAACCCAACCACAUUCUCUACAGCCUUGUGAAUGGGAGUGAUGGAGCCUUUGAAAUUAAUGAGACGUCUGGAGCCAUCUCCAUCACCCAGAGCCCUGUCCAGCUCCGGAGAGAUGUGUAUGAGCUGCAUGUACAGGUAACUGAGGUCAGUCCUGCAGGGAGCCCAGCUGCCCAGGCCACGGUCCCAGUCAUCAUCAGAAUCGUAGACCUCAACAACCACCCGCCUACAUUCUAUGGAGAGAGUGGACCCCAGAACAGAUUUGAGUUGUCCAUGUAUGAGCACCCGCCUCAGGGGGAGAUCCUGCGGGGCCUCAAGAUUACUGUCAACGACUCAGACCAGGGAGCCAAUGCCAAAUUCAACCUGAGGUUGGUGGGGCCCGGGGUUAUCUUCCGAGUGGUCCCACUGACAGUCCUGAAUGAAGCCCAAGUCACCAUCAUUGUGGAGAACUCGGCCGCAAUUGACUUUGAAAAGUUCAAAGUGUUAACCUUCAAGCUCCUGGCCGUUGAAGUGAACACCCCAGAGAAGUUCAGUUCCACAGCGGAUGUUGUGAUCCAGCUCCUGGACACCAACGACAAUGUCCCCAAGUUCACCUCCCACUACUACAUUGCCAGGAUCCCCGAGAAUGCCCCGGGUGGCUCCAACGUGGUGGCUGUCACAGCUGUGGAUCCAGACACAGGUCCCUGGGGCGAAGUCAAAUACUCCAUCUAUGGGUCUGGGGCAGACCUCUUCCUGAUCCACCCAUCCACUGGGAUCAUCUACACCCAGCCCUGGGCCAACCUGGAUGCUGAGACUACUGCCAGGUACAACUUCUAUGUGAAGGCAGAAGAUAUGGAGGGCAGGUACAGCCUGGCUGAGGUGUUCAUCACUCUGCUGGAUGUCAAUGACCACUACCCCCAGUUUGGAAAGAGCAUCCAGGAGAAGACAAUGGUGCUGGGCACCCCAGUGAAAAUUGAGGCCACAGACCAGGAUGCAGAGGAGCCCAACAACCUGGUGGACUAUUCCAUUACCCACGCAGAACCAGCCAAUGUGUUUGACAUCGAUGCACACACAGGGGAGAUCCGGCUCAAGAACUCCAUCCACUCCCUGGAUGCCCUGCGCAACAUCACAUCCAACAGAGAUGGCACAUGGUCCCUAGAGGUGCAGGCCAAGGACCGCGGCUUCCCAUCCUUCAGCACCACAGCCUCACUCAAGAUUGACAUCACAGACACUGAGAUGCUGUCCCGAAGCCCCAUGGCCACCUUCCUGAUGCAGACCAAGGACAACCCCAUGAAGGCUGUGGGCGUGCUGGCAGGCAUUGUGGCCAGCAUCGUGGCCAUAACCAUCCUCAUCUCCACCGCCACCUUCUGGCGCAACAAGAAGUCCAACAAGGUCCUGCCAGUGCGACGUGUGCUCCGCAAGCGGCCCAGCCCUGCACCCCGCACUGUCCGUAUUGAGUGGCUCAAGUUCAGGAGGACCAGGGCCGCUAACAAGUUUGAGCUCAGGGAGGAGCCUCCCCACGAGAACUGCAACAAACACAGCCCAGGAGGCACCAUGCCCCCAGCCCCGGCUCCCCCUCCACCCACCAGAAUGGCGCCCAGCACCGGUGUGACCCUCUGGACUGUGCCUACAGUCUCGGGCUCACUCACCCUUCAGCAACCCCAGCGGCCACCCAAACCCAAGGCCUUGGGGAGCCCCAGCCAGUCAGCUCUGGUCUCGGAGCUCAGGCAGAAGUUUGAGAAGAAGCAUGGAGAUGAGAAGGCUUACUUCUAAAGUGUGUCCUGUGGCCCCUUUCUUCCCCCCCAACAACCACCCUGUUGGUUUGGGCCAUGCUCCCCACUACCUGCUCCUUACGGUCACUCCUGUCUUGCACAAUGGUGUGACCCCCAUAUCCAAGGCUCUGGACAGCACCUUGGGCAAGGGAUUUCUCUGGUUAUGGGAUGCAGUUGGCAAACGCUUCCCCAUCACCUACAUCCUUGGCACAACUGUGUGGUUCCCCAUUCCUCAGAGGCUGGAAACAGACAAAGAGCCAGCUCUAUGUGUCUUCUACUUACCAAGCCCAGACUUAACAGUCCCUUGGGUACCCCUGGGGCCUCAGCAUCCUUAGUCAAGGAGUAGAGCCCGGGCCACAUGUGACAAGGCCUCCUAGGUUGUGAAUCUUAAAGUCUCUGGCUAAGAGCAGGAGCAGGAAAGGUUGGUUUAGUCCUGGCUGAGGCUGGAGAUCAGCGAACCUUGCAGGCUGUAGGAGAGCAAAUGCAUCAGGGGAGGGCAAAGAUGCACUGAAAACUCAGCUGACUGGGACUGGGACUGAAAGCCAUCGGGAAGAUGGAUGCUGGUGUCCGGGCAGAGACUUUGGUCCCCUGCUGUGCUCACAUGGAACCAGGAGCACAGAGGUCCAAGAUGACGAUGCAAGAAUGACAGCAGAUGGCCUCAGCCAGGGCUGCCAUGGGCCCAGAAAUGUCCAAGCUGGAGCCACAGUGGUAGCCCUAGAAGUUUCCAGAAGAGCAUCAAGGCCCCCCUCUAGGGAGCUGUCCCACCAGAAGUCCUUGAAGUGACAGUGAAGGGCUGAGGUCUGAGGAGACUUCCAUUUUUAUCUGGCUCUUCUGCUCACGUGGCAUAAGCUUGGGAAAGCUGUUCAAACCCCCUGACCACUCUCUUCUUCAUCUGUAAAAUGAAAAGAGUAAGUCCUGGCUGCCUCACUCACAGGCCUAAGGUGAGGAUUGAAAUACUAUGUGAUGAUGAGGGCUUUAGCCAAGCACAAAGCAGCGCAAAUGUGAAGUAUUUUUCUGCAGCCCCAUUCUCUGGGAUGCAGCUCUUCCACAAAGUAUUAGGAGCCUCUCAUCUACUCUGCCAUGCACCCCAAGGGGGCACUGUGCUGCAUUUGGGUCUGGCCCACAUCCCGGGCAGACAGAGCUGGACGAGGGCGUUGCCCUAGACACACGCCUCCCUUUGCGUUCUCCACCACAGACCCAGUGUGGCCCUGGCUGACCACCGCCAGAGAGGACCAGAGCUAAGCAGCACAUCCAGCCCAAACGUCCCUUUUGCCAAGAGGAUGAAAACACAUUCCCAAGAGAGGAGGGGUUGCCUGAGGCCAUACAGCGGGUUGGUAGCAGGACCUGGUCAGAAGGCUCCCCACCCCAGGGGAUUUCCCUUUAUUCAGGCACACCUCUUCAGCUUGUGACAACCUCCCCCAGGAGAGGAGACAUGCAGGCCUCUAUGAUUAUGCCAAGGAGUCCUCCCCGGCUCUAAGGAAACCUGCUGUGAGGAAAUCUGGAUAUGUACAGAGAGAAAGGAGAGCAGAUCUUCAUAUUUCCCACCAUUCACUUACAGCUCCUCUAGAAUAUGUGGGUGAUUUUAUUUUAACAAAUUGUAUGCAUGUAUGGUUUCUUGAUUUCUAAGUCUGAGUUUUGAGGUUACUCACAUAUAAUGAAUAUACAGGAACUUUGCACCCUGUGGUUUAAGAGAGGGCUGCCUUGGACCAUGUUUGCCCUCCACAGGGAAUACAGCAUCCUUACAACCUGCAUGCAGUCAACUUCUUUUGUAAAUGGUAAAUAAAAUCUGUUAACUAAGGG
Molecule: messenger RNA, 4776 nt
Organism: Manis pentadactyla (Chinese pangolin)
Lineage: Eukaryota; Metazoa; Chordata; Mammalia; Pholidota; Manidae
Gene: CDHR1
Product: cadherin related family member 1
Exons: 17
Coding region: 398-2977 (859 amino acids)
Biological process (GO): cell-cell junction assembly; calcium-dependent cell-cell adhesion; homophilic cell-cell adhesion
Cellular component (GO): catenin complex; plasma membrane; adherens junction
Molecular function (GO): calcium ion binding; cadherin binding
Source: RefSeq, a predicted model, not a curated record